Molecule: messenger RNA, 675 nt
Organism: Prorocentrum cordatum
Lineage: Eukaryota; Dinophyceae; Prorocentrales; Prorocentraceae
Source: the annotation of a GenBank genome assembly
AUGUUCGAGAAGAUGUACCCCAACACAAUGGUGCUCGACCAGAACUUCCAGGCGAAGAGCCGGUAUGUUUUCCACAUCGAUGCCCAGUAUCGCAUCUACAGGACCAGCUGGGCCAAGGACGCGCCCAACUUCGUCGAGAAGGCGCUCUCGCUGAUGCGGUCGGACGCCAGGGUGUACAUGGCUUCGGUCGUCAGCACCCCGAACGUGGAUCCGGAGCACGACAGGCACGCGCGCGCGCACGCGCGUGCGAGGAGCGCGCCCCACGAGCGCAUGAACGGCCUGAUGCAGGGCUGGAAGCCGGUGACCGGGCCCUGGAGCGAGCGCCCGGUUCGCGCGGAGACCUUCAAUGCUAAUUGGACGAACGCGGGCGAGAGGAAGGAUGCCCGCAAGAUGAAGCUCGUGAGGCUGAUCUCGAAGGACAGACGGUGGCAGCGUCGUCAGCACUCGCCAGUUCCUCAUGGACGUCGAUCGCUUCAAAGGGCUGUUCCCGCUGGCCCACUACGACCGCCCUGCCGACCACAUGUGGGGCGUCAACAUGGACGAACAGACCCCCGAUAUCGGGAAGGCCUACCAGGUGUUCUUCAACGAGACGUGUGGGGUGUUCGCGGGGCCCUCGGAGCCCCGCCUGGGGCCCGGGAUCGCGGGGUGAGCGCGAGGGCCUUCUCGGCACGGUAG